Molecule: messenger RNA, 2559 nt
Organism: Cryptococcus wingfieldii CBS 7118
Lineage: Eukaryota; Fungi; Basidiomycota; Tremellomycetes; Tremellales; Cryptococcaceae
Exons: 9
Coding region: 1-2559 (852 amino acids)
Biological process (GO): adenylate cyclase-activating G protein-coupled receptor signaling pathway
Cellular component (GO): plasma membrane
Molecular function (GO): G protein-coupled receptor activity
Source: RefSeq, a predicted model, not a curated record
AUGCCGGGUCCAUGGGCGGAGAACAUGGUCGGGGCGGGUCUGAAAGCAAGAGAGAUAUACCUUGCGGAGCAGACAGGGAAGGUUGAGGCGGAGAAGGGUAUCAUCAUUGUCAAUAUCGUCAUUUUGUGCUUGACUGUUCUCGGCGCCGGGAUGAUUGUGACCAGUAUGACUAUCAAUGAGUUUGUUCGCGGAAGACCAGGUACGACGCGCACAAGGAUCGUUCAGGCAUUGAUCCUCAGCGACCUGAUUCUUGGCAUCGUUGGCCUGGUAGCUGGUGCUUUGACGCUCUCGGGCGAUGGACACCGUAUAGCGCACGGUACUGCUGCCUGUUCCGGACUGGGAUUCAUGCUUACCACAGUCUUGUGGUCGGAACACCUGUGGACGCUCAUCUUGGCCUUUGCCACAUACAUGAUCCUCAUUUACCCCUUGCACACAGUGACACUCUGGCUGGAGAGGCGGUGGUACAUUCUCUGGGGUUUUGUCUGGGUUUUAUCACCCAUGAUCGGGUUGGUUGGGUACAAGGUUUACGGGUAUUAUCCUGCGGGAGGUGUCUGUUAUUACGGCGACAAUACCGGUCUCUAUGCCGAGUUGAUCCAAUUCAUCCCCCGGGCAGUCGUCUGUUUCACAGUGGUCAUCCUGUAUUCACGCCUGAUCGUCUUCCUACGAAGGCCCGACAAAAUUCGUGCAGGCGGAUCUGGAUCCACAACUGGGUGCCUCACGCAGUCUGAAACCAUUGAUACUCGUCGCCAAUCGCGCCUUGUAUCGUUUGUCAAUGUCUUCAGACGACAGCCUCCCAAGUAUAACCACAGUGCUGAGGAAGAGGUCAAGUACAUGACGGAGGUUCAAAUCGAGCUCAGCACCCCGGUCGACUCCAGUGAACCACGAAGACCUUCGCGUACAACCCUUCUACCCUUUGUCAGAUCACAACCCACAUCCCCUACUUCGGCCCCCAUCCCUCUAUCUGAUCUACCUCCAUGGGAACGGAUCGAGUUGCCACCUUUUCAGGUCGAUGGUGAAAAGUACGGUGGCCCUCAACAGUUUACGAGGAACAGUAACUCCAUGUGGAAUGGGUGGAAGGGUCUGGGGGGCAAGAAGCGAUUAUCGGCAAGUUCGGUGGCCUCACCCAAGCAGCAGCCCAAAUCUCGGUUUGGGAGCAUUUCUUCCACUGGAGAUGGCUCUAAUCGGAAGGGAAGCGGGAGUGCGACCGGCGGGCCAACGUCACCGACUCUCUUGCCCAAGAACCCGAGAAUGCAGAGCAUAUCUGCGAGUCAAGAUAGCUCCUUCUCCCCGAUAUAUGAGCCGGUCCAAUCUGUCCGAUUCUCGGAACUUCUGCGUCAACAGCAGCAAGAAACCGAGGCUCUCAGUCCCACCCAAGAGGCACCUCCGGAUCAGGUCAGGAAGCCGAGUAGUUCUGCCACAAUGGUGGACAACCUCUAUUCUCUUUCCCGGCCCCUAUCACCGGGCACUUACUUUCCUUCCAAUACCCAGGCGUGGAAUCGGACUCCUACCCCUACUAUCGAGAGGCAAAGACCAUCAGUAUCGACUGUAGUCGAUGACCUUGACAGUGGCGAAGCUUCCCGAAAAUCGUCAGUGCCAUCAGACGAAAGGUCCCAGAUGCCUUUACUCCUGCAGCAUCCCAACGUCGGCCAUGCGACACCUGGCAGACCAUUAUCGCCCGUCAUCUCUCAAGCUAGUCCCCCUUCCCGUCCGCAAUCUCCCGGCGCAUCGUUUUCAAACCAAUCUCAGAUUCCAACGUCGCGAACAGAAUCUUGCGCCGUGCCAUUAGAAGGCCGGCAGACAACGUCUUCGCAGGCCGAGAUGGGCACAAAAAGCUCGAUAUCAGGUGCGGGGACGGGGAUGGAGGAUGGAGAUGAGGAGAUGGAUCUGUUGAAGAUGCUGGCGGGCCCACCGCCCGCCCAUAUGGUUGAUAGGUUUGCGCCGCCGACACAGAGCCACCCGGGAAAGCAGUAUGAGCUUGUACCGGAGAGCAUGUCGAGCUACCUGAACAGAAAGACGGCGAUGUUGAUGCUUUGGUUUCCCCUUGGUUAUGUGAUACUGUUCUCCGUGUCUUUCGUUCGAUUGAUAUAUGACUUUGCGGGAAACCCUCCCACUGCUCUUCGGGCCAUCUCCAGGUGGUUUGUCUUGUCUCAAGGACUCUUGGAUGCAAUCAUCUAUGGCUUUGUCGAGUGGCACACAAAGCGUGUCGUUCGUAAGCGCGUCCGCCGAGGAACAUUCUCACCCCAUGAGACUGGCAGCUACAGCGCCAAUGGAAUGAAAAUGGUCGGCAACGCAGCUCGUGCUGUACAAGGCUUGGCUACGCGUAUGACCGGCCAGGGGUCGAGUGGUGGAAAGAGUGGGACGGGUAGUAAGCGGGGUGGACUGGCGGGGAGUCAGCAGGGAACGGCGUUAGGUUCGCAGACGGGGAGAGUCAGUUUCACUGGACUGCAGUCCCAAGCGAGUGGGCAGUAUGAGGGGCAGAGGGGGACGAGGAGUGGUUCAGGUCUGACGUCGCAUCACGAGGAAGAGAUGUCAUUGGAAGAGCAAGAAAGGGGUUCUUGA